UCACAAAUCAUAUCACUAACCAAACAAAAAAAUGGGGUUCGUAGCUAAGAGUGUACUAGUGAGUCUUGUAGCACUUUGGUGCUUCACUUCCUCUGCUUUCACUGAAGAAGUGAACCAUGUGUCUCAAACCCCUUCUCUAGCUCCUGCGCCGGCUCCUUACCACCACGGUCACCAUCACCCACACCCUCCACAUCACCACCACCCUCACCCACAUCCUCAUCCACCGGCCAAAUCACCUGUUAAACCCCCGGUUAAGGCACCAGUGUCUCCACCAGCCAAAGCUCCGGUUAAGCCCCCAGUUUACCCUCCCACCAAAGCUCCAGUUAAGCCCCCAACCAAAGCUCCGGUUAAGCCACCAGUUUCCCCGCCAACCAAACCUCCAGUUAAGCCCCCGGUGUACCCUCCCACCAAAGCUCCGGUUAAACCCCCAACUAAAGCCCCGGUUAAGCCACCAGUUUCCCCACCAGCCAAACCUCCGGUCAAGCCCCCGGUUUACCCUCCCACCAAAGCUCCAGUGAAGCCACCAACUAAGCCCCCGGUUAAGCCACCUGUUUCUCCUCCCGCUAAGCCACCGGUUAUGCCGCCGGUUUACCCGCCUAAGUUCAACCGUAGCCUAGUCGCCGUUCGUGGUACAGUCUUCUGCAAAAGCUGCAAAUACGCUGCGUUCGACUCACUCACAGGCGCUAAACCAGUCGAAGGUGCUACUGUGAGACUAGUGUGCAAGAGCAAGAAGAACAUAAUCUCGGAGGCGACAACAGACAAGAACGGAUACUUCUUUUUGUUGGCUCCGAAGACGGUGACUAACUACGGUUUCAGAGGAUGCCGUGUGUAUUUGGUGAAAUCAAAGGACUACAAGUGCAACAAAGUCUCCAAGCUCUUCGGUGGAGAUGUCGGCGCUGUGCUCAAGCCUGAGAGAAGCCCAGGAAAAUCCACGGUGGUGAUCAACAAGCUGCCCUACGGUAUCUUUAACGUCGGUCCAUUUGCCUUUAACCCGGCUUGCCCCAAAUGAAGAUGAACCCUCUGGUUACUUUCUUGAUUACGUCGUCGUGUUUGUGUUAAGAUUAAUCUCGUGUUCAAGAAGAGUGUAAGAGUGAGUGAGUGAGAGAGAGAGGGAGAGAGUUAUGUGCGUUGGAAUUUUAAUGUUAGCUAGUUUUUUUCUUAAGUUAAAAAUGCUUGGAUUUUAAUUAUGAUGUAUUCUCUCUCUCUCUUUUUAAGCGACUUUGAUUAAGUUUCGUUUGAAUAAAAUAGUACUACUAGCUUUUACA
Messenger RNA from Camelina sativa (false flax), 1265 nucleotides. RefSeq names its product non-classical arabinogalactan protein 31. The record is from RefSeq and is a predicted model, not a curated record. Gene Ontology annotation, cellular component: cell periphery. Lineage: Eukaryota; Viridiplantae; Streptophyta; Magnoliopsida; Brassicales; Brassicaceae.